AUGUCGUCCACUGCGGGACAGGCGGUUCGUAACCUCAAGGCAACUGAUUAUACCCCGAACUCUUCCUCGUCCCCGUCUUCCUUUCAGGCUACUACCCAUUCCACGGAAGGGGGCCUCCAAAGGCGUUUCGGAGGAAACGGGAGCUUUGGUGCAGGCUCAACAACCAGGAAUAUAGCAUCAGCAAGGAAUAAUCAAUCCCGAAAGGGCCAGCACAAAAAACACCAUCGUCCUGCGUUGGUGAACGAGGAUGCAUAUUCGGAAUCUGCCAUCAUGAGGUCCACAACGAGCCGGAAAGGUCAGACUUCCAUCACCCAUCUCAUGAACUUCUCCUUGCCUCCCCGUCCGCAGUAUAACCCGAGCUCGCAUCGUCCGCGACGACAUCAGACAUGGGGAUUUGGAUCAGGACAUCAGCCUGGUGAUAAAGCUCGAUACGUACAUGCCAACUAUCGUUUUAUAGUGAAUCCUCAACGAAGUUACCACGCGCAGGCGGCGAAUGCCGAUGUGCAUUUGGACUGGGACUCGGUACUUCAGGUACUCGCGUCUGAACAAACUCAAGCUGCCAGCUGUCCAAUCUGUCUUUCAAUGCCAGUCGCUCCUCGAAUGGCAAAAUGUGGCCAUAUCUUCUGUUUCCCGUGCCUCAUCCGUUACAUGCAUUCAACUGAUGAUGACACGCCAAUGCCGGAAAAGAAGGCACGCUGGCAGAAAUGUCCUAUUUGCUGGGACACAAUCUAUAUUUCAGACACUCGUCCAGUUCGCUGGUUUGUCGAACAGGAAACGAAUCUUCCAUUAGAAGGCGGUGACGUCGUUUUGCGUUUGGUAAAGAGGAAUCCUGGAAGCACCUUGGCCUUGCCUCGCGAUGGGGCCGAAGACCUUGAUCCACAUGAUGAUAUUCCCUGGUAUCAUGCGGCAGAAGUUGCGGACUACGCACGAAUAAUGAAAGGAGGAGAAGGCUAUAUGAUGGCUCAGUAUGAUUCCGAAAUUCAGGAAUUGAACCGACAAAGACAAGAAGAUGAGAUCCUGUUUGGUGAUGAUACAACCUGGAUUCAGAAAGCAAUCAACAACAUCAACGAUGCCCGAGAAAAGAUUCGAGGCUUAGGCGAUCCUCCACAUAUCCUUCGCGUCGAAAAGAGACGACAGGCUUCAAUACAUAUUGAUCAAGAUUCGGAACACACACCCACCCAAACUACCGGCUCAACGCACGAAUUGAACCUCGAUAAUUCCAAUGGAGUAGAUCGUGACCCUUCCAUGUCUAACAAUGUUAUGGAAGUAAUUGCCGGUGUGGAUGCACUCAAUCUAGGUGAUCACGGCAACCUUGAAGAAUCACAAAGAAAGAACAAGAGUUCUUUGCCUCGUAUCAAGCAAUCUACACCUCGAGAAAAUUCUGGAGCUACCCCCGAACAACCAUAUUAUUUCUACCAAUGCUUGCCUCACUUUUACCUUUCGGCGCUUGACAUACGUAUCCUCAAAGCGGCUUUCGGAGAAUAUUCAUCGUUUCCAGCAACCAUUCUCCCUCGAGUGGAGCAUAUAUCCACGGGUCAUGUUGUGGAUGAUGAGUUGCGGAAGCGAGCGAAGUACCUUGGCCACCUACCGUAUGGCUGCGAGGUUAAUUUCCUAGAAUGUGACUGGACCGAUAUUGUUGUGCCUGAGGUUUUGGAGCAAUUUCGAACCGAAAUUAGCAAACGACGACAAAGAAACCGUGAUAAAGAAGCACGGGAAGAAAAGGAUAGGUUACGAGCAGAGAAAGAGGAGGAUGAAAAGCGCUGGACUGCCGCUCGUCGCAAGCGACCCAGCUUUGGAAUUAGCGACCAACGUCCUUUCUCCGAUCAAGACUUCCUACCCUUGGGCGGCUCAAUGCCAGGCGCUCUUGACUCGGCAAUUAUCGACAGCGAAUUCGCAGAAAACUCUCCGCAUGCUACUAGUCAAAUGCAAUCUCGCUUUGAAGCCCUUGCGUCGCCGUCGUCGAGCCCUCCAGUUGCUCGCACUGUGUGGGGUACGGCGGCCAUUCAGUCUGCUUCGAAUCCGUUGGAACGCAGACCAGUGAACGAUGGCUGGCUUCAGGGUUGGGAAGAGGACCUUAUGGAGCAGCGAGAGGCCGAAUUUAUUGCACAGACAGCAACAGAGGCGCCUGCACCCGCUGCUGUUGGCGGUGGUCGGAAGAAGAAGAAUAAGAAAAUCACUCUAAUGUCUACAAAUAUUCAAAGAGGUGCUUAG
This is a messenger RNA of Talaromyces atroroseus, 2211 nucleotides long. RefSeq lists its product as hypothetical. Gene Ontology annotation, molecular function: transcription cis-regulatory region binding; metal ion binding. Gene Ontology annotation, biological process: positive regulation of transcription by RNA polymerase II. Bases 1 to 2211 code for a protein of 736 amino acids. Lineage: Eukaryota; Fungi; Ascomycota; Eurotiomycetes; Eurotiales; Trichocomaceae. The record is from RefSeq and is a predicted model, not a curated record. The transcript is spliced from 2 exons.